Messenger RNA from Ruditapes philippinarum (Manila clam), 2070 nucleotides. RefSeq names its product alpha-2A adrenergic receptor-like. Gene Ontology annotation, biological process: adenylate cyclase-activating adrenergic receptor signaling pathway. Gene Ontology annotation, molecular function: G protein-coupled receptor activity. The record is from RefSeq and is a predicted model, not a curated record. The transcript has 3 exons. Gene Ontology annotation, cellular component: membrane. Lineage: Eukaryota; Metazoa; Mollusca; Bivalvia; Venerida; Veneridae. The coding region runs from base 95 to 1168 and encodes 357 amino acids.
CGUAAGCGUCUCAAAUAUUUUAUUGGCAAUAACUCUGGCGAUUCUUGACAUUCUUACAAUUUUCGGAAACCUUUUGGUACUUUUGGCGUUUGUAAUGGAGAAACGUCUGCUGCAGCCGUUUAAUAUGUUUAUUUUGAAUUUAGCUGUGACGGAUUUUAGCGUUGCUAUUACGGCGAUGACGUUUUACACGUUAGAUACUCUGUUGGGAUACUGGCCAUUCGGGACAAUCAUGUGCGGCGUCUGGAUUUAUUUUGACUUUGCAAUGACGUUUGCUUCAGUAUUUACACUUGUUGCAAUAUCAGUUGACAGGUUUUGGUGCGUCACAUGGGCCAUUCAUUACAGAAUGCACAAUAAUAAAAAUAAAACAGCGUUCGUUAUUGGUAUAAUAUGGUUUUUAGUUGUUGCAAUUUGGACGCCGCCAUUUAUAGGGGACCGUCUAAAGCACAGCGAGCCUCACUCUUGUAUAUGGGAACCUAACGAUAAUACUGAAUUUGUUAUAUUUGUAGCAGUAAUUGGCCAUUAUAUACCAUGUGCCAUCAUGGUUUUCUGCUAUAUAAAGGUUUUUAUGGUUAUGCGGAGACAAUCAUCUCUUGUGACUAGCUCUGCACAGGGAGGUGCUGCAUCAUCGGUGAGAGUUAAUGUGCAGGCUAUUUCAUAUAACAUGUCUGGCAAUACCUCGAAAACUUCAAAUGUUUACGUUGGCAACACUCAUUUAAACGACCAACUUGCUGCAAAUGAAACAUCUAACGGACGCUACCUGACGCCAACUACUUCCUUGAGUAUCGUAGGAAACCAGAAUUCACCGCCGUCAAGGUCACCAAGUCAAGCAGACGACACGGAUGCCCCUAGCAACCAAACCCAUUCAGUAAACAGGGCAUACCGUGUGUCCAACAGUCAGCAACGUGAAAAGAGAAUAUUCAUUACCCUAACGUACGUUCUAUUUAGCUACUUGAUAUGCUGGUUCCCAUUCUAUAUAGCGUUCGACACUUACGCCUGGAAGCCUGACCUGGUACCAGCCGGACUAUAUUCGUUCUUCUUCUGGUCUACUUACGUUAAUUCUACACUCAACCCAUUUAUCUAUGCUUUCACUAACAAGGAAUUUCGUUUGGCGUUUAUCAAAGUUUUGAGAAGAAUCUGUGGUUUCUCGAAGAAUAGGGAAACAGCUUGAUUUGAAACAGCCUUUUGCUUUGAGAGUGCCAUCUUGAAAAAAAAUCCAACAAAACAACAACAACAAGCACUUGUUAUGACGUCAUGACGUCAACCUUUUUCCAAUACUUUUGGUUCAAAUUAAACUGUUUUAGAUCUUUAUGCUCUUUCAAAUGAUAUAACAUUCACAAUUGACUUAUUAUUGAACAACAUUCUAUUCAUAUUUGAAACUGUAUCAGAUAUUAUGAAUGUAAAAUUUAAUGGAAUUUUCAUUUGAUUCCAUCAUUUUAAUGGAAGAGAAAAAUGUUGACCUGGUUGUCAAGGUCUUUUGGCGAUAUUUUACUUCUACUGUUGUGGUGGUGAUAUUAGUAUAUAGGUCUACAGGGAGCCACAUUGAAUUUACCAAGUUCAGCCGUAUCGUUCCUGGGUAAGCUGCCCUCACUUUCGCAAAGGAACUGAUAACUUCUGUACAUGCCAGAGCAGAGGUACACUUUGAAUGACCUUAGAAAGGAUUUCAUGAUCGACCUCAACGAAAGUGACCUGCAUCGUUCGGAAAUCAAACUCGAAUGCUUCUACUAUAGGUUUUAACUAUAAUAUUUCUAACUUUACAUGAUAUAAAUUAUAUAAUUGAUGCUUUUAAAAAGCAACUGUGUUUUCACAUAUUAAUCUAAAAUUUAACUAACCAAUCCCAGAUUAUAUGUACAUGGUUAAAAAACAAUUAUAAACAAAAGUAAAUUUCAUAUUGGAUCUAUAUCAAUAACAAAAAACCCAACCUUUUCUGAUUUUCUGAGAAAUGACGCAAAUUGACUAAGAAAGCACGCAAAAACGAAUAAAAUUUAAGAGAUUUUUCUUGUUUACAUUAACAGUGUCAGAUUACUAUUUUGUUUUCCAUCAUUGAAAAACAUUAGUUAUUACCUCCACUUA